Somion occarium is the source of this 502-nucleotide messenger RNA. NCBI's taxonomy places the organism in Eukaryota, Fungi, Basidiomycota, Agaricomycetes, Polyporales, Cerrenaceae. The record is from the annotation of a GenBank genome assembly.
CCGCUGAAUUCGCAUCCCCUCGUCUAAUGGAUAACCCCACCGUGGACCCGCUCUUGUUCUUAUGCUUCAUCCCCUCAGAACCAUGGCUUCUCGAACGAGCUAUCAACAAGAACCUCUGUGAAGUCUGUCCAGGCGACUUCGAGUCCGAAUAUAUGGCUAAAAGAGAAGCCAUUCUGGACAUUAUAAAAGAAGCUCAGAUUCGUAUCGCUCAAUUGAAGAUCGUGAAGAACAACGGUGAACUCUCUAUGGCUAUUGCAGUGGGCACGAAUAACCCGAGGUUGGUGAAGGUCGGCCCUAAGGGUAUGGAUCGUUUGAAGAAUAUUUUGGGGACGAAGAGGGCGCCGAGGUUUUAUGCUCCCGGUUCUUUCUAGGCCCCGCUCUAAACUAAACUGUGCUAGCUGGCACCAAUGUUCUAGGCCAUGCCCAAGCGUCAGAUGAGUUACAUCCUUUGUUUUCAAUGAAUCGGUUGUCCGUGUUUCUGUAAUAUAUUCGAGUUGUAUGU